AUGGCCAGUAAGGAAGGGGCCGCAGGACAGGCCUUUGGUCCUGUCCUUGCAGCAGUCGCUACAAUGCAAGGAAACGUAUCACGAAGUGAGAAGACACAUGCUCAUGAGUUCCUUGAAAAGUUCCAGAAGUCCAUCGAAGCUUGGAGUAUCACCCAUGAGCUGUUACAGUCGCCCGAUGUCCCUGUUGAAGCAAAGUUAUUCGCAGCGACCACACUGAAAGGAAAGAUCAUAUUCGAUUUGGAUCAACUACCGAACGAGUCUGUAGUUGCUUUGAGAGACUCUGUGCUGAACCUCCUCGUGGCUUAUGCAUCUGGUCCACGGCCGAUACAGACACAGCUGUGCGUGUGCCUGGCGAGCCUUGCCAUUCAGAUGACCGAGUGGAAAGAUGUCCUUGCUACCGUCGGCUCGGCUCUAGGAAGCAGCGCCGGCGACUGUGUCCUAGAAUUCCUUAAAAUCCUACCAGAGGAAGUGACGGAGGGUCGCAAAAUCAAUCUCAGUGAAGAGGAUCUUACGAUGAGGACUAAGGAGUUGUUGGAAGACAAUGCAGAGCAGGUGAUGCAUCUACUGAUUCAAUAUGCCCAGUCAUCCCCAACGGCAUCGACCAACCCACGUCUCUUGGACUGUAUAACCUCUUGGAUGCGCGAGAUCCCGGCCGCGAAAAUUGUCGAAUCGCCUUUGAUGGAUGUCAUCUUGAAAGCAUUGGACAACGAUGUCUCCUUCGAAUCGGCUGUUGAUAGCAUGUGCACUCUCUACAGAGAUACGCGAGAAGUCGAUGAAUCGAUGUCGAUCAUUCAGGCUCUAUACCCACGGUUAUUGGCUCUACGUCCAAAGAUCGCGGAAUUCGCCGAGGCAGAAGAUACAGACGCAUUCAAGGGUAUCACCAGGCUUUUUGCAGAGGCCGGUGAGGCUUGGGUCGUAAUGAUUGCCCGCCUACCUUCCGAGUUCCGCGGUCUAGUGGAAGCGGUUCUUGAAUGCUGCGCCCGAGACUGGGAGCACGACGCAGUUUCUCUUACUUUCGUUUUCUGGUACGAGCUAAAGCAAUACGUCACACUCGAGCGAUACGGAGACGCGCGUGUCGCUUUCACCGACGUAUUCUCAAAGCUGGUGGACAUCAUGGUCAAACACCUUGAAUACCCCCGUCCCGAAGAGGGCGAAACCGAUCUAUUCGGUGGUGAUCGGGAACAGGAAGAGAAAUUCCGUCAAUACCGGCACUCCAUGGGCGACGUACUCAAGGAUUGCUGCGCCGUCAUCGGUGUUACCGAGUGCUUGUCAAAGGCAAACGCGUUGAUUCAACAGUGGGUCUCCAAGUACGCAUCUCAAGCGAGCGACCAACAUGUCCCUCACUGGCAGGAACUUGAGGCACCACUUUUCAGUUUGCGGGCAAUGGGCCGCAUGGUCGACCCCGAGGAAAGUACAGUGCUUUCGCAGAUUAUUCCAUUGAUUGUUCAAAUACCCAAUCAGGAGAAGGUGCGAUUCCAAGCUAUCAUGGCGCUCGCACGUUACACGGAGUGGACCGCUCAACAUCCCGAAACCCUGGAAGCACAACUCAACUAUGUCAUCUCUGGCUUUCAGCAUAGUUCUCCCGAGGUCGUGCAGGCUGCCGCCUUAGCAUUCAAGUUCUUGGGGACAGACUGUCAGAAGCUACUGGGAGGGCACAUUACGCAACUUCAUUCCUUCUAUGAAUCGGUCAUCGAUAAGUUGAAGCCGGCCAGCCAGGAAGAAGUCACGGAGGGUGUUGCCGCUGUUGUUGCUGUUCAACCACUUGACAAGAUCUACGAAAGUAUGAAGUUGUUUUGUGAUCCCAUCAUGGCACGGAUCAUGAAUCUGGCCAACAAUGCGAGCGAUGAGCAAGGCCAGCGCGCUGUUGCCGAUCACUUGCAAUUGAUUACAAUCUUUGUGCAAGUUGUGAAUCCUUAUGUUGGCCCGAACGAAGACAACCCGGCCGUCAAGUAUUGCGGCGAGAUCUUGCCCAUUAUGACGACGAUUGUUAUGAACUUCACUUCCUCCACUCCCAUAUUGGAGCGUGUCUGCCGUUGCUGGCGGUACAUGAUCAUCUCGUACCGAAUUGCGAUGAUUCCUCUGCUGCCCACGCUGGCCCAGAGCAUUGCCAGCGGAUUCGAGGCUUCACGGGAAGGAUGCUUCUUGUGGGCCACCGAUGCUGUUGUGCGCGAGUUUGCUGAAGGGGCCGAGUUCGUCGACCGGUCGACAAGCCAUGCUGUCUUCCAGUUCUACGAACAACAGGCAGUUGCUUUUCUACGAAUCCUGAAUGAGCUGCCACCAGAAAACCUGCCCGAUGUCAUCGAGGACUUUUACCGGCUUUCUUCGGACGCUGUCCGGUUCUACCCCAAAGAGUGCAUCACCUCGUCCCUCGCAGUGCCCAUUUUUUCUGCGGCGCUCAGCGCCCUCACUCUCCAGCAGAUUGAUCCCCUGAUUGCGACACUGCACUAUUACCAUGAUCUAUUCAGUUUUGCAUUUGAAAAGCCUGCCGUCUCUGAGUUCACCAGCUCUGACGGGGAUUCGUACACGAAUCCACCUGAGGUCAGAGAGGCUGUCAAGCAGUUGAUCCUUGCUCAGGGUCAAGUUCUUACCCAGAGGAUUCUGACUGGGAUGAUGUUCACAUUCCCUGGGGACUGCUUCGCGGACGCUUCGGGCGUUAUGAUGACUCUCUUUGACUUGGUGCCCCAAGAAGCUGGGGCAUGGGUGCAGUCCACGCUCCAGAUGCUCCCGGCCGGGACCAUGAAGCCAGGGGAGGCAGAGCGGCUGCUGAAAGGCAUCGCGGACAAAGUCCAGACCAGGGAAAUCCGGAAGAUCAGAUCUCUACUACAAGACUUUACUCAUUCAUAUCGCCGACGAAACGUGGCGCCUCGUGAGGGCUUAGGCCGGUUGGAGGCUACUCGGUUCCGCUUCAGCGGAUAG
This is a messenger RNA of Aspergillus lentulus, 2916 nucleotides long. RefSeq names its product mRNA transport regulator MTR10. Gene Ontology annotation, biological process: protein import into nucleus. Gene Ontology annotation, cellular component: cytoplasm. Gene Ontology annotation, molecular function: small GTPase binding. The record is from RefSeq and is a predicted model, not a curated record. NCBI's taxonomy places the organism in Eukaryota, Fungi, Ascomycota, Eurotiomycetes, Eurotiales, Aspergillaceae.